This is a messenger RNA of Calypte anna (Anna's hummingbird), 1393 nucleotides long. It is a transcript of the gene UROD, whose product is annotated as uroporphyrinogen decarboxylase. Gene Ontology annotation, cellular component: cytosol. Lineage: Eukaryota; Metazoa; Chordata; Aves; Apodiformes; Trochilidae. Gene Ontology annotation, biological process: heme biosynthetic process. The record is from RefSeq and is a predicted model, not a curated record. Gene Ontology annotation, molecular function: uroporphyrinogen decarboxylase activity.
CGGACGUAGGGCAAGAUGGCUGCGCCCGUGGAGCUGCCGGCGGGGCGAGGAGCAGGGCAAGAUGGCGGCGUACGGAGAGGCGGGACUACGGCAAGAUGGCGGUGCCGGUGGGGCGGGACCGGGGCGUGGCGAGUGGCGUCGGGAGGCAGCGAGAGGGCCGGGAAGCAGCGCGGGAGAAUGGAGGACGGCGAGAGGUUCCUCCCCAAGGACUUCCCCAAGCUGAAGAAUGACACGUUCCUGCGAGCAGCACGCGGGGAGGAAACAGAGCAUACCCCAGUGUGGUGCAUGCGGCAGGCCGGACGCUACCUGCCUGAGUUUCGGGAGACCCGGGCAGCACAGGAUUUCUUCGCCACUUGCCGUAGCCCUAAAUUGUGCUGUGAGCUGACGCUGCAGCCACUCAGACGAUUCCCCCUGGAUGCUGCCAUCAUCUUUUCUGAUAUCUUGGUGGUGCCCCAGGCACUGGGCAUGGAGGUUGUCAUGGUGCCUGGCAAAGGACCCACAUUCACAGAGCCCCUGAAGGAGGUGGAGGAUCUGCUGAAACUGCGACAGAAAGUGGAUGUGACUGCAGAGUUGGGUUACGUCUUCCAGGCAAUCACACUGACACGACACAAGCUGGAGGGCAGGGUACCCCUCAUUGGCUUCUCUGGGGCACCUUGGACGCUCAUGUCCUACAUGAUUGAAGGGGGUGGCUCCACUACAAUGGCCAAGGCCAAGAGCUGGCUGUACCGUCACCCUGAAGCCAGCCACCGACUGCUGCGGCUACUGGCUGAUGUUGUCACUGACUACCUGGUGGGGCAGGUGGCUGCUGGAGCGCAGGCACUCCAGUUGUUCGAGUCCCACGCGGGGCACCUGGGCCCAGAGCAGUUUCAGAACUUUGCCCUGCCUUACAUCCGAGACAUCGCCCGGGCUGUCAAGAGCAAGCUGAAGGAGGAGGCACUGCCCCUGGUGCCCAUGAUCAUAUUUGCAAAGGAUGCACACUACGCGCUGCGUGACCUGGCCCAUGCUGGUUAUGAGGUGAUUGGCCUUGACUGGACUAUCCGGCCCCAGGAAGCUCGUGCACAAACAGGGAAGGAUGUAACCCUGCAAGGGAACCUGGAUCCCUGUGCACUCUAUGCACCCAAGGAGAAGAUUGGAGAGCUCGUGAAGGCAAUGCUGGAGGAUUUCGGAACCCAACGCUACAUUGCUAACCUGGGCCACGGGCUCUACCCGGACAUGAAUCCUGAGCAUGUGGGUGCCUUCGUGGAGGCUGUGCAUGCUCAUUCCUGCCACAUCAACAAGCACAGCUGAGACUGGGGACUUGGGGAUGGGACUGCACACAGUCACCCCAAGAAGUACGUUGUCACAGGGCUUGCUCUAGGCUGGGCUGCAACAUUAAACCAGCACCCUCUCUGCA